AUGAGAAGGAAAGCCAUGUUCACGGUGGGGAAGAAGAAGAACAAAGGCGUGGUGUCGCGGAUGAGCAGGAGGCCUUUCCAGCAUGUAUAUAUGGCUCUGAGGAGGCUCAGGGAGCUGAAGAAGAUCGUCCCCGACGCCCAUGACGCCGAUGUCGACGUGUUGCUCCGGCGGACGGCCGACUACAUCUGCAUCCUCGAGCUCAAGCUGACUGUCUUGCGGAGGGUCUCAGCCAUCUACGGUGUGUGA
This is a messenger RNA of Miscanthus lutarioriparius, 246 nucleotides long. The record is from the annotation of a GenBank genome assembly. Lineage: Eukaryota; Viridiplantae; Streptophyta; Magnoliopsida; Poales; Poaceae.